Molecule: messenger RNA, 3027 nt
Organism: Morchella sextelata
Lineage: Eukaryota; Fungi; Ascomycota; Pezizomycetes; Pezizales; Morchellaceae
Exons: 5
Coding region: 1-3027 (1008 amino acids)
Molecular function (GO): protein binding
Source: RefSeq, a predicted model, not a curated record
AUGUCUAACACAAAUUCUUCGGGCGUUAGUUACCAAACGGCAUGGAACAAGGCUCUCGAACGGCUUUCACAACUUCCACCCGCACAACAAAAGAUAUUCGAUUACUUGAGUCCGGAAGAGAAAGCUCUUUUUAGAGCAACUGUCAAUCCUUCUGAAGUUCUCCGAUUGUUGAAGAAACUCGAAGACUCGCAACGCGGGAUAAAGAGAAUGAUCAACUUCAACCAAACCGUUUUAAAGCCAUUCGCACAGUUUCAAACUACUAUUGAAGCGGUUGUCAAUGCAAGCUCGGGCCUUGGAGGCCCUAUUUGGGCGCCGAUAAAGAUUAUUCUUCAGGUCUUGAUGUCCGCUUCAGGAGAGUUCGAGAAAAUAUCGGGAUUUCUCCAAGAUACACUGGAGCAACUGUCCCGGUUCGCCGCCUAUGAGAAACAUUUUCAAUCCUCCACCCGCGAGGCGCUAGAUCUGGUGCACGAUGCAUUGACACACUUCUAUGUUGAUGUAAUUGAUCUAACGCUUGUGGUGACAAAACAAUUCCGUGCCGGUUUCAUAAAAAUGUUGCUUAGAAGAGCAGUGAAGACUUUCGACUCGGAUUUUGAAGAGAUACUGUCCAGUAUGAAGCGCCAUGUUGAGGCAAUCGAUCCGAUGGCAAACUUGGGUGGAAUUAUUGAAGCCAGGAAUUACCACAACAUGGAACAAUUCUCAGCCGUUACCAAAUGGCUCUUCUGUACCAAUCCGCAACUUCAGCAAGAGAAAAACCAGGAAAAGCACCUCCAAAAGACGUGCGACUGGUUCUUCGAAACUCCGGAGUUCUGUACGUGGUUUGAGUCAAAAUAUUCUAGCCGAAUCUGUAUACAAGGAAUUCCAGGCUCCGGUAAAUCCAUGUUAUCCUCAGUCGUCAUCGAUCGUUUAAAGGGUCAAGCCCUCCCAGAAGAAUCAAUAAUCUACUUUUUUUGCAAGGAAAACGAUGCCGACAGAGAUAAUCCAUUAUCAGUAUUGCGAACCUUUGUUUUUCAACUUCUUAACCACCCAGUGCACAAACCUCAACUUAUUCCUAUCGUUCAUAAAGUCUUCGAGAGAAGUGGCACACCAUCUGCAGAUUCUAUCGUUGAACUCUGGGCUUUAUUAAAGGAAAUCCUUAAUAUCCUUCCGCCUGUCUAUUGUGUUAUCGAUGCGCUUGACGAGUGCAACAACAAAGACGAGCAGAUGGCGAGAUUCCUUACACAACUCACAGAACGCUCAAGAUCAGAGCCUACAGUCCUGAAAAUAUUCGCAACUUCACGUUUGAACGAAUCACAUAUAACAGAAACCGCGAUAAAAGAACAUUGGUCUUGGUUUUUGAUUGAAGAGGAUAACGUAAAGAGAGAUAUUGAUGCUUUUAUAUCGAAACGAAUUGACGAAUCAAAAACCCUUCAAGAUGAUAGCCGCCGGGUAAAGGUCCACUCGAGAAUUUCGCAAGGAGCCGGAGGGAUGAUUCUUUGGGCAAAAUUGAUGCUGGAUGAACUUUCCGAAGCUGAGCCCUGGGACGUUGACAACCUUCUAGACAAAAUGCCGGAUAGACUAUCAGACGUUUACGAGCUCAUGCUCAAGCGUCGGAUGUCUCCCGCCCCCUCCAGAGCGAAAUCAUUUGAUCGAUGUCAAACAGUGCUACAUUGGAUUACCAUAGCACCCCGACCAUUCUUAUUAGAUGAACUUAUCCUGGCCCUAGCUGUGGCGGCGGGCCUCAAGUCUCAUGAAGAUUAUAACCCGGAGUUCAAAGAGAAAUCGGAGGAGCGUCUCCUAAAGGCUUGCGGUUCAUUGAUCGUUAUUCUCGGAGAUACUAGCGUGCAACUUGUACAUACAUCUUUAAGACAAUACUUCUUGAGCGGAGACAUCAAUACAUUGAGUCCACACAACUCUGCGAGCCCCCCACAAAAUAUCGAUCGAAUGCAAAUCCACAAAGACCUAGCCAAAACCUGCCUCCUAUACAACCAGUUUACCUGCUUCGAGAAAAGCAGCUAUAGCCCAUCCUUUGAUUUCACCAUCUACCCAUUCUUAGAAUAUUCAAGUAGCAAUUGGAUAUAUCAUGUCACGCAUAGCAAGCCCAACGAUGAUGAUUUGUUAGACGAGAUAGCACGAUUCUUCGAUUCAAAGCAAGCCUGGCGGUGGAUUGAACGGUGUGACCACUACAAUAUCACCGACGGCCAUCUUCUUGUAAUGCAAUCCAAACUUAGAGACUGGGCAGAAAUAUGUAAAACCUCAAAUCCACAGGUUGAUGUCAAUAUGAUGGGCGGUUUUAUUCUUGAUAUUAGCAAGAAGCAGUGCCACGACACUCAAUGGAGCAAUGAUACUGGAAUCGAAGCGUUGAAGGAAAUUAAUCGCGUUGCAAAUUUAUAUAAGGAACAAGGUCAUUACACGGAGGCACUGGAGUGGUAUGAGCGGGCGCUGGCCGGGCAGAAGAAAGCCCUCGGGGAAGAGCACCAGGACACGCUGAGGACAGUUGGUAACAUGGCAAAUGUCUAUUCAACCAAGGGGCGGUAUGAUGAGGCCCUGGAGUGGUAUGAGCGGGCGCUGGCCGGGCAGAAGAAAGCCCUCGGGGAAGAGCACCAGGACACGCUGAGGACAGUUGGUAACAUGGCAAAUGUCUAUUAUGAGCAGGGCCGGUAUGAUGAGGCCCUGGAGUGGUAUGAGCGGGCGCUGGCCGGGCAGAAGAAAGCCCUCGGGGAAGAGCACCCUGAGACGCUGGGAACGAUCCAUAAUAAUGCGUCUGUCUAUUCAACCAAGGGGCGGUAUGAUGAGGCCCUGGAGUGGUGUGAGCGGGCGCUAGCCGGGAGAAAGAAGGUCCUCGGGGAAGAGCACCCUGAGACGCUGAGAACGAUCUAUAACAUUGCGGGUGUCUAUUGUAACCAGGGCCGGUAUGAUGAGGCCCGAGAGUGGUAUGAGCGGGCGCUGGCCGGGAGGAAGAAAGCCCUCGGGGAAGAGCACCCUGACACGCUGGACACGAUCCACUUGAUUGAAGAAACUCGGAAGCGUUUGGCUAGUAGCACAGAGUAA